Messenger RNA from Lynx canadensis (Canada lynx), 2997 nucleotides. RefSeq names its product carbohydrate sulfotransferase 10 (gene CHST10). NCBI's taxonomy places the organism in Eukaryota, Metazoa, Chordata, Mammalia, Carnivora, Felidae. Gene Ontology annotation, biological process: carbohydrate biosynthetic process; proteoglycan biosynthetic process. Gene Ontology annotation, cellular component: membrane. The transcript is spliced from 8 exons. Gene Ontology annotation, molecular function: sulfotransferase activity. The coding region runs from base 273 to 1418 and encodes 381 amino acids. The record is from RefSeq and is a predicted model, not a curated record.
GGGCGGGGUGGGCCUCCCGCGCUCCCGGGACGCUGGGAACCCCGCGCGCUUCGCCCCCAGGCCCGCGAGGCCCGGGCAGAGCUUCGCCGCCAGCGCCGCGGAAGGGCCCGAGGACCCCGGCGAGCUCCGGAUCCGCGGAGGGAGGAACCAAGAACCUCAGGCAGAGCAAAUACUUCAAGGAAAUGUGGACCCCAGGCUUCAGAAGCAGAGUGUGACUUCUGUGACCUGCUAAGGAUUGACAUGCCCUGCAUCACUCCUCAGGCAGUGAUAGCAUGAAAAACACCCACCCCCAAGGUUCUGCGCAGACUCUUGCAGGAAGAAUUACUGAAUGGCUGACAUUUGACAACAUGCACCACCAGUGGCUUCUGUUGGCCGCAUGCUUUUGGGUGAUUUUCAUGUUCAUGGUUGCUAGCAAAUUUAUCACGUUGACCUUUAAAGACCCCGAUGCAUACAGUGCGAAACAGGAAUUUCUGUUGCUGACAGCCGUGCCAGAUGUGGGGAAGUUACCUGGAGAGAAGCACUUUCCGGAGGAACUGAAGCCGACCGGGAAAGUGCUUUCAGAUAGCCGGCUUGUUCAACCCCUGGUCUAUAUGGAGCGCCUGGAACUCAUCAGAAAUGUCUGCAGGGAUGAAGCCCUGAAGAAUCUCUCACACACUGCAGUAUCCAAGUUUGUCCUGGACCGGAUAUUUGUCUGUGACAAGCACAAGAUUCUUUUCUGCCAGACUCCUAAAGUGGGCAACACCCAGUGGAAGAAGGUGCUGAUCGUGUUAAACGGGGCCUUUCCUUCCAUUGAGGAGAUCCCUGAAAAUGUGGUUCAUGACCACGAGAAGAAUGGCCUCCCUCGUCUCUCUUCCUUCAGUGAUGCAGAAAUUCAGAAGCGCUUGAAAACAUACUUCAAGUUUUUUAUCGUAAGAGAUCCCUUCGAAAGGCUGAUUUCUGCAUUUAAGGAUAAGUUUGUUCAUAAUCCCCGCUUUGAGCCUUGGUACAGGCAUGAGAUUGCCCCUGGCAUCAUUAGGAAAUAUAGGAGGAACCGGACAGAGACCAGGGGCAUCCAGUUUGAAGAUUUUGUACGUUACCUGGGUGAUCCAAACCACAGAUGGCUGGACCUUCAGUUUGGGGACCACAUCAUUCACUGGGUGACGUACGUUGAACUGUGUGCACCCUGUGAGAUAAAGUACAGUGUGAUCGGUCACCACGAGACCCUGGAGGAUGAUGCCCCAUACAUCUUAAAAGAAGCCGGCAUAGACCACCUGGUAUCUUACCCCACCAUCCCUCCGGGCAUUACCGUGUAUAACAGAACCAAGGUGGAGCGCUACUUUCUGGGCAUCAGCAAACGAGACAUCCGGCGCCUGUAUGCACGUUUUGAAGGGGACUUUAAGCUCUUUGGGUAUCAGAAACCAGACUUUUUGCUAAACUAAUGUGUAGAACUGUGAAUUCACAUCUUUGUUAGACCAGAGGCUAACCAGGUGGGAGAUGUGGGCACAGAAAUGACACGUCCUCCAUUCCAUUCCUACUGGAGACGCCGCAGUCCCCCAUGGACCUGUGCAUGCCUCGGCCAAUGAAGCUGGACCCUGACCAUUAUGACUUAGUUUGGACAUAAGGUGCACUGAGGGCCCUGGCAGCUUCCCCCUCGGUCCUCUCCCCUGUCAAUGCCAUAAGGCCUUCGCUCUCCCCAGAAGGGGAAAGCCAUUUGUAGUCUGACAGUCUGGGAAGAAAAAUUACAUGGUGUAGGAGUCAUUUCCAUUUCCUUCAGUUGUGGAAGAGGUAGAUACACAGCUCCCUGAAGGAUGGGGUCCCGCCUGUCACUGGAGGGUUGCAAGACUAGCACCCAGCACUUUUAGGAGAGAGGGAGAAGCUAAUGGUCCGCAAAAGUCACAUGGGGCUGAUACAGGAUCAAAUCUGAGUAAUAAAAUUACACCUCUGGCUUUCGUCCUAGUGCUGCUAUAAUCACAGGCAAACCAUUUUUCCAUGACUCUCUUGUUCCUGUGAAAUUCAGAGGUGACCCAAAGGUACUUUUCAGCAGUUCAUCUUUCCAAGAUCUGUGCCUAUGUACUUCUAGUCCAUAUUUCUGAACUGCCUGCCAAACACUUGUCUCAGCCCAAGAGAUACAACUUUGGAAAGUGAGGGGACUAUACAUUCUUUCCAUCUGAGAAAGGGAACAUCUCUGGGGGCCUUAUAGGGCACAUAGCAUGGGGGAAGGGAGAGCUGCUUAGGUUUUGGCACUCCAGCUGCUGUGGAUUUGAGCAUGUCCAUCCUCUUUGUCCCAUCCCGAUGGACAACACCCAUCUCUAGGGCCCCCCUCCGGGAUCAGAGGCAAGUGUGGGAAACUUGCCAGCACUGCAGAAUCAGUGCAGUUUACACAUUGCUGUUUCCUUCCAUCUCUGCAAAAUGCUCACCACUGGACCCAUUUCUGAUAAUGCCAUCAUCCUGAACUGUAAGUUGGAUACUCAAGUUCACCAGCAAUAAAAUCCUGGGCCAAGGCAGCCUCCAGUAACGCAUCUUCCAGGCACGGAGGAGCAAGCCACAGCUACUAUUUCAGAUGUCAACUGACAAUGAGGGCUCUUGAGAUUCAGGAUAGUUUCCCUGUGAAAAGUCCUAAGUGCCCGACUCUGCACAGUGCCCAUGAACCCUGCUUUUCUUCCAGGCAGCCUCAACCUUCCCUCUCUCAAAAUGGCUUCCUGAGUUUGUAAAUGUGAAAGUAAAAGAAAAUAAAAAAUAUGUGCCAAAUCUAACAUGUGCUGCAGUUCCAGGGGAGGUGCUCCAUGGCCACACAUGGUCCUUGAGACCUGGUGACAGUGAUAGGCAGCUCAGGCCUGCUUAGAUGGCUGCUAGGGACAGGACUGUGGAAGGGAAGCAUGGCUAAAGUGUGACCAUUGGCAACAUUGAUGACAGGCAGUGUGGUAGCCUUUCAUCCUCAACUGAAACACAAAGGGUGUAACAGGAGUUAUUUUUCUGUAAAGUUUUAGCAAAGUCUUGUUAAAGUCAUUUGAUACCUAA